GCUCACACAUACACCCACACGCUUGUGGAGUUGUUAGAUUGAAAGCGCACCAGUCUGACAAAUCCGUCCAGACUGCAGGGGAAAGUAAAGUUUACUCUGGACAGAAUAGAGAACAGCGGUCUGAUUCAACACUGUGGAGCAACAUGCAUACAUACAAACAGACAUGCGACCCUGACUGUCUGCAGGUGUGCCAUCACCCGGACUGUCAGGAACUGAACGGUAAAAUCCCUCUGCACCUGUGUGAGUCAUGUGAUUCACGCUGUCACCUGAAUGAGACUGACAGUAUGCACUUUGACAGACACCCCCGAUUUGACUUGCAACCACAAGGUUCCAUCCUGGCACGGAAUGUGUCGACACGCUCCUGUCCCCCUCGCACCAGCCCAUCCUCAGACCUGGAGGAAGACGAGGAAGGAACCAGUGAACGAGGGGAAUGUAAGACAGGAGGAAUGAAGCUGAAAGGAAGGGAAGGAAAGAAACCUAGGCGACGCCACACUGAUGAUCCCAGGAAGGAGUGCUUCAGCCUCAAGUUUGAUCUGAACGUAGACAUAGACACAGAGAUUGUGCCUGCUGUGAAAAAGAAGACAUUACGAGAGGUGCUCGGGCCUAUUUUUGAGCGCAAGGGCAUUGAAUUAUCCCGAGUGGAUUUAUUCCUGGACCAGUCAAACACUCCACUCUCACUCCACUUUGAGGCAUAUCGAUUUGGAGGACAUUACCUAAAAGUGAAAGCUCGACCCGGUGAUGAGCUGAAGGUGGAGCAGGGAGUCAAGGAUUUGCGCUCUCUCGUUCUGCGGAACACGAAGCCGUCAGUAGGGGACAGUCUGUACAUCCUAACACCCGGCGGUGAGAGGGCAGAGCACGAGUCCCUGCCGCGGCGAGAGGGCGUGGACAUACUGGGUCAGGCCCGUCGGCGAAAGAACAUGACGGAGUUUCUGGGCGAUGCCAACAUCCCGUCCCCGGACUCUCUGGCCAUGCUUGGUGGGUCUUUACCAAGCGUAGCUCCUGGAGGUUCUCUGCCCGGUGGGGCAGCUGGACCAGAGAACUGGAAGAACCGUGCCACCAAUCGGUUCACUGUCUUUUUUGGUGCCACAUCUGGAAAGGAAGUGGACCGCAUGGAGCUGCUUCAUACUAAGUUGCAGGCGUACACACAGUUCGGUCUGCCCAAGGUUCCCUCUCCGCUCUCCUUCCACCAGGAUUCCUGGGAGGAGGAAGAGGAGGAGCUGAACCUGACACUCGAGGACAGCUGGAGGCAGCUCCUGGAGAACUCAGAGAGUUUAAGCAAGCGUCAGUUUCAUCAGCAAGAGGCAAUAUGGGAACUAAUCCAAACAGAGGCUACACACAUCAAAAAACUCAGGGUCAUCACUGAUCUUUUCCUGUAUGGUCUGUUGAAUCUACAGGACAACAGUCUCCUAAACGAGGUGGAGCCCACGCGGCUUUUCAGCAACAUCCACGACAUUGUACGUCUCCAUAGUACGCUGUGGGUCCAGGUUAUGUUUCCAGCAUUGGAGAGAGCGCGAAGCACACGGAGUCUGAUUGAUCCCACUGACCUGCAGCAGGGUUUCAGUACGUUUGCAUCCAGGUUCCAGCCAUACAUCCGGUACUGUAUGGAGGAGGAAAGCUGUAUGGAAUACAUGCGCUCGCUGCUGAGAGACAACGAACUCUUCAAGAUCUACAUCACGUGGGCAGAAACAAAUAAACAGUGUAAUCGUCUGAAGCUGGCGGACAUGCUAGCCAAACCACACCAGAGACUCACCAAAUACCCUCUGCUCUUGAAGACCAUUCUCAAGAAAACUGACGACCCAACCUGCAGAGAUGCACUCAACAGCAUGGUGUUGUGUGUGGAGAGCUUCAUUAACAGUGUGGACUCUCAGAUGCGCCAACGACAGGAGCAGCAGAAACUAGCGGCUAUUUCGGCUCGAGUGGAGUCAUACGAGGCUGUAGAGGGAGCCAGUGAGGAGGUGGAGAGGGCUCUGAAAGAGUUUAACCGUAUUGACUUGAUGGCGCCCAUGAUUGACACCUCACCAGAAGAGACGAGGCAACUGCACCUGGAGGGGGCGCUCCGAAUGAAAGAGGGCAAAGACAGUAGGAUGGAUGUUUACUGUUUCCUGUUCACUGAUCUGCUGCUGAUCACUAAACCAGUGAAGCGUUUGGAGAAGGUGAAGGUGGUCAGGCAGCCCCUCCUCCUGCAUAAUGUUGUGUGCAAAGAGCUUAAAGACACAGGUUCAUUUGUUCUCAUCUAUCUCAAUGAGUUCAAGAGUGCUGUGGCUGCCUACUCAUUCCAGGCCAACAGUGCAACCCAGGGGAAAAGUUGGACUGAUGCAAUCUGCAAUGUCCAGAAUCAACUGCAGCGUUUGCGCUCAGAGGAAGCGCGUCGACAGAAGGCAUGUCUAAACCAGAGGCUAGAGGAAGAUCAGGAGAAAGAUGAGGAGAGCUGUACAUCCACUGCCAUCUCGCUACACCUUAAACACAAAGAUCAGAGCAAUAGCCAAUCAGAUGGCUCCACAGAGACCCUGUUGGUGAUGGAUGUGGACGAUUCUGGAUCAUCUCUAGAUCCCUCCAUUCUUCAGGCUGACCCGGGUGGGCCUUCAGACCCUGAUGCUGAUCUGUCCUCCCUCCCCAUCCAGCCUGAUCCUCCAUACCCCCAUUCUACCAUCCCACAUAAGGGUAAAAACUUUGACACCCAUCCAGACAGUAAAGAGAGCUCGGACCUGGACCCGCAAUACUGUUCGAUGUCUAUGGACAGCGCCUACGGGACCCUCUCACCAGAGUCCAUGGUGGAAACGCAAAACGUAACGGUUGCAACGGAAGGAGACGAAUCCGAGGAGGACAAGUCUGAGACGACAGAAGACGAGGAGCAGGAAAAUGUGGACGAGGAAGAUGAUGAGGAAGAUAAGAGCUCAUGCGGUUCACAGAACUCAGUGGCGCACUCACUGAAACCCAGGCGUCGCCCGCCCGUCCAGUGUCGCCUGCCCUUCCUGGAGAGGCUCGCGGUCAAGUCCUGCUCAGAGGACAAUCUGCUGUCUACUGAUUACCACAGUAACAGUAACCACAGUGUUGCCAGGGCAGCCACAGAGUGCACAGAAAGUCACAACUUAUGGGAGCAGAGAGUGAAAUGUUUAGAUGGUGCGCUGCUCAGCAGGAGCUUGUCGGAACUCAGCCCUACAGAAUUGGAUGAUUCUUUACUGACGGAUGCAGAUGGAAAAAAAAUGGCCGAAAGCCACAGACUUGCGUGCAGUAUGCCAUCAGGCAUGCUUUUGGACGCAUUGAGGCAUGCCAAAAUAGCACAAGAGGCUGGUAGUAACCAGAUUCCCUGCAGUGCAUCAGAUGGGGAGCUAUCGCCCCCUAGUGGUGUGAAGGGAAUGGCCGGCAGUAAGAGACCCCAGCAGCAUAAAAAGCUCACUCUGGCUCAGCUCUACAGGAUACGCACCACACUGGUGCUCAACUCGACACUCACAGCUUCAGAAGUGUAGCAUCUUUCGGGCACAAACCCAGUUCCAGAUCGCCCUGGCGGGACUUAAUUUUGCGGGACACAAAUGCACUCUAACCAAUGAGCUUCUCUGGCUGCCCUCUCCAUUCCCUCUUCCACUCGGAUGGAUUCCUCACUAUGGAGCUUCCCCUCAAAAACCUGCUGUGUAGCUUUACUGUCAUUUAUCUACAGGAUAACGCAGGCUCAUUAACUCAUUGCACUUUGUAAAACACAACUAACUUCAAAAGAGGAUAAAGCUUUCAGUCGAACUGUGGCGUUACGGAAAGGAGACGUACUGUGGGACAUUUGAGGUUGGGAAGGGUCAUGCGGAAGUAGAAAUUCGCUGAACAUGAGAGUGAAAUGCCACAUUGGAUUCCUUCAGUUCUCUGUUUGUUUUGUAUUUCUGCUUAAAAAGGAUUCAACAAAGAGGAUGUAAGUGGUUAUUAUGUUAACUGCACUACUGUAUGUGAGUGUGUGUGUGUGUGUGUGUGUGUGUGUGUGUGUGUGUCUGUGUGUGUGUGUGUUUAUAAAAGAGAAAGAGUGAAUGUAUCUCUGUUUUUCAGAUGUGUGUAUCCACAUGUCCAUACAUGCAUGACUGAACGAAUGCCAGAUAUUGACCCAAACUUUGUUCUGAACCAAAAUAAUCACUGACUUUACAUUUAACUUGAGUAGUGGCUAAAGCAGGUUACAUAUAUGCUUUUGGACCAGUGUUACAUUGAUAUUUUUGUCAUGCAACUGCUUACACAAUAAAACAUUUUGGUUUGAAACACUAUUUAGGAUAUAGAUUAAUUUAACCACCUACUGUAUAUCCAGAUGCAUUGGUCUUGUUCAAAUAACUGUAGUGUCAGAAGAAACUAGUUGGAAAGUCUGAGCUCAGUUUAGGAAAGCAAAUAGGCGUUAAAAGCAUACUGUUGCUUGGGGAAAAAUGCACAGAUUUUUGACAGAGAAAAAUAUUUGCUGUGGUAUUCAUGAUGCUGAUUUCAUUUCAGUAUUAUGGCUUGAUACAUUUAGGAUUCAGGGAGAGUCGCCUUACCACAUAUCAGCACUUAUAAAAGCUUCUACAAGACACUGAAUAUUCUAAGGGAGAUGAUGUUUGGUUUAAGUGAAAGUUCAUGAUGGUUUUCAAAACAUAACAAAUGUAUUAAUGAUUUUUUUGUUUUCUGUAAGCGUAUGAUCUCAUCCAUACUGUUGUUAUCCAAAACUGAAACUGCCUGGUGCUUUACUAACCCCCCCAUGUGUUUUUGUGUUCGUUAUAUUUAUUGAGCUUGUGUUGUUUUAUAUAUAAAAUGUGCUCUAUAAUUGUAUCAUUUCACUUCACAGAAUUGUACUUUUUUUUUUGCUUUGUCGUCUUGAUUUGUUUUGUCAAAAUUUAUUUUGAAAUCUGCUAAGAACCAAAAUAACAUUGUUUCCCAUUUGAGGGA
Myxocyprinus asiaticus (Chinese sucker) is the source of this 4884-nucleotide messenger RNA. Its product is annotated as pleckstrin homology domain-containing family G member 5-like. The coding region runs from base 144 to 3467 and encodes 1107 amino acids. Lineage: Eukaryota; Metazoa; Chordata; Actinopteri; Cypriniformes; Catostomidae. Gene Ontology annotation, cellular component: endocytic vesicle; plasma membrane; axon. The record is from RefSeq and is a predicted model, not a curated record. Gene Ontology annotation, biological process: endothelial cell migration; Rho protein signal transduction. The transcript has 20 exons. Gene Ontology annotation, molecular function: guanyl-nucleotide exchange factor activity.